CCGUGGGCUUCUUGCUUCCUCAUCGUCGGAGGCUCGGAGUGACGAGGCCCGGGGUCGGGUUGUGGAAAGGCGGGUUUUUUGUAGGGAAAGGCUAAGAUCAGCAACGUUUUUUUGUUGUUUUAACGUGCUGUUUGAACUGAAAGAUGGAAUAUUCGAAAGAAAAAGUCUUGUCGCUUAUUAAGGAGAAGGAUAACGUCGAGCAAAAUAUCAAGGAGUAUUGGGAUAUUUUGAAGACGAAUAAUGUGGGAAUGAAUGAACCAUUGAUUGAUCAUGAAGGCUACCCAAGAUCUGAUAUUGAUGUCUAUCAAGUACGUCAUGCGAGACACCAAAUCAAAUGUCUUCAAAAUGACCACACCGCUCUCCUGAAACAGAUUGAGGAAGGGCUUGUUGCAGUCCACAGUCAGGCACGCACUGCAGAGGCUGACCCCAAUGGUGUGAAUGUCCCGCCUCCACAGCCCACCUUUGAGCCGUUUGCUAAAGUUGACCAUGUGACCCUAGGAUCUCCAGCACAUAUAGCAGGCCUACAAGAAGGUGACCAGAUCGGAAAGUUUGGAUCGGUUGUUAGCAGCAACUUCCGCAAUAUGACCAACAUUGCAGAAAUUGUGAACCACUCAGUGAACUCCACAAUUCAGGUCAUUGUCCAGAGAGAAGAGCAGAGUGUGACAUUGUCCCUUACUCCACGCCCAUGGUCUGGUAGAGGACUGCUAGGCUGCAACAUCGUCCCUAUUGAAAGAUUGGAUCGAUAAGUUUUUUAAAAAUGCAAAAUAUGGAAUAUAUAUAUAUAUAUUUGUUUUGUAUUUCUGGAUCAUUUUGAAUUACUGGAUGUACCUUAGUUUUUUCUUUCUUUUUGUAUAUAUAGUUUUUUUUUCUAAUUUAUGGUUGAUCAUUGGUGUUAAUGGUUACAUUCAGUGACUUGUUUACAAAAAGGAAAAAAGAUAUGUGGAUUUUUGCAUUCACAACUUAUGACUUUUUAUCAUCAUUAUCAUUAUUAGAUUCUCCUGAAAGGACAGGUUAUCUUAAAGAUUUUGAUUACUUACAUUUUAUAGAGUUUCUUUGUUUUAAAAGUGACAAAAGAUGAUGAUUUGAACAUUAUGGUAUUCAUUGCUUUGAUUUUGUUGUUUUUGUGUCAUGUUCUUGCACAAGAAAUCUUGCUUCUUUGGAAAAUUAGGAAAUAUUUUUUUACUUGAGGAGAAUCACAGGGUGCUAGAUCAUUUAUAGAUUAGCGAGUUUUGUUUUAUGAAAUGGAUAAAAAAUUAUUGAGGACAUAAACUAGUUUUUGAAAUACCAUUAUAUGUGGACCUCAUUACUGUUAUUCUUUUUAAAAACUCACAGAAAUACUCUCAAGAAGACAUAGGGGCUUUUGUAUUUUACAAAAUCUUGAUGUAAAACAAGAUCAUAAAAGUUACUGUGUAAUCACUACAAUUAUGGCAUCAGAUUAACUAUGUCUAAUUAUAUUGAUCUAAAAUUAUGUAAUAGGAGAUACUGUCAUGGAGAUACUGUUACGUUAUUAUACUUAACUUACAGAUGUUGUAAGUUCAGUUGUUGAAUACAUGUGAUCAAGUGUUC
Molecule: messenger RNA, 1566 nt
Organism: Penaeus monodon (black tiger shrimp)
Lineage: Eukaryota; Metazoa; Arthropoda; Malacostraca; Decapoda; Penaeidae
Product: 26S proteasome non-ATPase regulatory subunit 9-like
Exons: 5
Coding region: 144-746 (200 amino acids)
Biological process (GO): proteasome regulatory particle assembly
Cellular component (GO): cytoplasm; nucleus
Molecular function (GO): protein binding
Source: RefSeq, a predicted model, not a curated record